UGUAAGGGCAUAUAAAAUCGGUCAGAUUCCUUCUGGUGUUACAAAACUUUCAAAUGUAUGCUUUGUAUUGUAAUACAAACGUGGGUGUUGGAUUCUGUUACUAACAUUUCACUCGCUGGAAUGCAUUUCUUUUUAUGCAAACACUUCUGGAACGGCGGGGUCAGCUCACACCCUAUUUCAUUAUCGGUGCGCAUCGGGACUACGCAGACCGAAGGGACGACUCACGGGUCUUGUUUUUCCGUCGAUGAUCUUAGCAGCAAGAGCAGGCGAAGCUUCUCACGUUUCUCCAAGGCGAUCUAUCUGUGUCAGACCAGCGGGACGCUACUAUUUAAGACCCCCCCCCCACCCCAAGCUUAAGUUCAGAUAAACCUUUCAGCUCUACUGCGUCAAGAUCUGUUAGGAAAAGUGGACCCCCAGACGUGCUGAUUGGCUGCUUCGGCAAUGACCUGCAGCAGUAGCACCUUUGCUCGACACCUGCUGGAGGACAUCCAUCUCAUAGACGGUGCCUCUGCCCCUCAGCCAAGUCGCGCGACCGGUGGAACCCCCCGGUGCUGCGGCGUGGGAAGCCGGCUCUCUCAGGCUAGCUGGAGGGCCUCAGGGCAGGGACAGUGGUGAUGGGGGCCAUGGCCUUUUCUGGGACAGGAUAUCUGCCCAAGCGUGACCCGCUAACCUCCUGCGAUGGUGACAUGAAGGAGGCACGCUGUGAAGCGACAUACUUUUAAGCUCGUCUUGCGUUUCUUCGUUGUGGUCCCCUAUGUAUGAAAGUGAUUGCUCUUUACGGUCUCGCGUGCCGUGAAUCUGCGCCGGGCCAGACGAUGCUGAUCUGCGGGCCCGUGCGGCGGAUCCUCCGCCAGCUCAGCCUGCAGACCAGCCUGCUCUUGCUCUUCGUCUUCUGCGCGGCCAGCGUCUUCAUCUCGGCCUACUUCCUGUACGGCGGCAAGCGCGACCUGGAGCCGGUGGAGAACCUGCGUUCGGAGAGCCCGUCCGACUGCGAUGGCUCCAGGGUUAACCCCUCGCGGCGGCCCCUCCUGAGGACCGUCGUCCCCUCCACCGCGUCCCGCACGGAUCCCGUCGUGCUGGUGUUUGUGGAAAGCCUUUACUCCCAGCUGGGCCAGGAGAUCGUGGCCAUCCUGGAGUCCAGUCGCUUUAAAUACCGUAUGGAGAUCUCCCCCGGCAAGGGCGACAUGCCCACCCUCACAGAUAAGGACCGUGGCCGCUUCAAGCUGGUCGUCUAUGAGAACAUCCUCAAGUACGUCAACUUGGACGCCUGGAACCGCGAGCUCCUGGACAAGUACUGCGUGGAGUAUGGAGUGGGCAUCAUCGGGUUCUUCAAGGCCAAUGAGAACAGCCUGCUGAGUGCCCAGCUGAAGGGCUUUCCUCUCUUCCUGCACUCGAACCUGGGCCUGAGCGACUGCAGCGUCAACCCCAAGUCACCCCUGCUCUACAUCACCAAGGCCAGGGCCGCUGAGCGCGGACAAUUGCCGGGCGACGACUGGACCGUCUUCCAGUCCAACCACUCUACCUACGAGCCAGUGCUGGUGGCCCGGGCCAAGUCACCGGAGUCCCCCCCGGGGGUGGGUGCGAACCCCACCCUGCACGCCACCGUGGUGCAGGACCUGGGCCUCCAUGACGGCAUCCAGCGCGUCCUCUUCGGCAAUAGUCUCAACUUCUGGCUGCACAAGCUGGUCUUCGUGGAUGCCGUGUCCUUCCUGACGGGGAAGAGUCUGUCGCUGUCUCUCGACCGCUACCUGCUGGUGGAUAUCGACGACAUCUUCGUGGGCAAGGAGGGCACGCGCAUGAAGGUGUCCGACGUUGAGGCCCUACUUCAGACCCAAAAUGACCUCCGGGAUCACGUGCCUAAUUUCACCUUCAAUCUGGGCUACUCAGGGAAGUUCUUCCAUGCCGGCACCCAGGAGGAGGACCUGGGGGACGACCUGCUGCUGUCCUACGCCGGCCAGUUCUGGUGGUUCCCGCACAUGUGGAGCCACAUGCAGCCACACCUCUUUCACAACCAGACCGUGCUGGCUGAGCAGAUGCUACUCAAUAAGAGGUUUGCCACAGAGCACGGCAUCCCCACCAACAUGGGCUACGCUGUGGCCCCCCACCACUCGGGGGUGUACCCUGUUCACGUGCAGCUGUAUGACGCGUGGAAGAAGGUGUGGGGUAUCCGGGUGACCAGCACGGAGGAGUACCCCCACCUCAAGCCUGCACGCUUCCGCCGCGGUUUCAUCCACAGAGGCAUCAGCGUGCUACCCAGGCAGACAUGUGGCCUCUUCACCCACACCAUUUUCCACAACGAGUAUCCGGGGGGGCCAAAGGAGCUGGACCGGCUGAUUAAUGGUGGCGAGCUUUUCCUCACCAUCCUGCUCAACCCCAUCAGCGUCUUUAUGACCCACCUGUCGAAUUACGGGAACGACCGGCUGGGCCUGUACACCUUCAAGAACCUGGUGAAGUUCAUCCAGACCUGGAGCAACCUGAAGCUGCAGACUCUACCACCUGUGCCGCUGGCACAGAGGUACUUCCAGAUCUUUCCGCAGGAGAGAGACCCCAUCUGGCAGGAUCCCUGUGAGGACAAAAGGCACAAAGACAUCUGGUCCAAAGAGAAGACGUGUGACCGAUUCCCAAAGCUGCUCAUCAUCGGACCCCAGAAAACAGGCACCACUGCUCUGUACCUCUUUCUGGCUAUGCACCCUGACAUGACCAGCAACUACCCCAGCAAGGAGACCUUUGAGGAGAUCCAGUUCUUCAAUGGCCACAACUACCAUAAAGGAAUCGACUGGUACAUGGAACACUUUCCGCUGCCUUCUAACACCAGCUCCGACUUCUACUUUGAGAAGAGCGCAAACUACUUUGACUCGGAGGUGACGCCGAGGCGGGCGGCGGCCCUGCUACCCAAGGCCAAAAUCAUCACCAUCCUCAUCAGCCCAGCAGACCGGGCCUAUUCCUGGUACCAGCACCAACGGGCGCACGGCGAUCCAGCAGCCUUGAAGUACACCUUCCACGAAGUCAUCACGGCAGCUCGCCAUGCCCCACUCAAACUGCGCAUCCUGCAGAACCGCUGCUUGGUUCCCGGCUGGUACGCCACGCAUCUGGAGCGCUGGUCCAACCACUACCAUCCCAGUCAGAUCAUGGUUCUUGAUGGCCAAAGGCUGAGAAGUGAGCCUGCAUCCAUGAUGGAUAAAAUCCAGAAGUUUCUCGGUCUGGCGAACACUGUAAAUUACCACAAGAUUCUGACAUUUGAUCCCAAGAAGGGAUUCUGGUGUCAGCUGCUAGAUGGAGGCAAGACUAAGUGCUUGGGAAAAAGUAAAGGCAGGAAGUAUCCAGACAUGGACUCCGAUUCGCGGUCCUUCCUGACGGAAUACUACAGGGAGCACAACAUCGAGCUUUCUAAGCUGCUCUACAGGACGGGUCAGGCUCUGCCCAGCUGGCUCCGCGAGGAGCUGGUCAACGGCAGGUAGCGGGGCGGCUCCCGAUGGCCGGAAGAGAGGGCGGCUCGGCGGAGAGCAGCAGGAGGCCGGGGAUGCGAUCUCCCUUGGAGCCCGGAGCCAACGCGCCGUGGCACGCGGACGAGGAGGCGGGGAGACGCUGUCAUGGGGCCCACGCGAGGCUGCCGGUGACUCUGGGUUUGCUGUGGCUCCGGGAGGGAGAACCCGGGAGGGAGAACCCGGAAGGGGAGAGACGCAUGGUCCACUGGGAUUCUGGAUGGGGCUUUGGAAAGAAUGCCAAAUCCCCCCCCCCCACCCCCCCCACCCCAAAACAAAACAAGGACCCACAGUGGCAUGGGCAGGUAGCACAGAGUGGGCUGUACAGUGAGCUGGAUUACAUACAUGAUAUUUAUAUUUCUUAACAGUGACAACAAUAUUCCUUCCACUCAUUUCCACCAGGCAGAGAGGCAAACAUGCACAUGCAUAUAGAUCAGCCCAAGGCCACUCCAGCCCCUAACUAUAUAAGCAGUAACACACUUACAAGUACCAGGUGGAGGAGCUCAUUCCAGUUUUCUGUAAAUGACUGUGACUCUGUUACUAUCAAAGUUGUUUCAUUUUAUUUGUGGAUUGCAACUACUUAAUGAAUAAUAUUCAUGUACCUUUAUGUAAAAAAAAAAUGUAUAUAUGCUGGGUUUGUUUUUACCCGUACUUGUGCAGAGUUUUACUUACACACAAAUGUGCUGAGGUGAAUGAAAACCGAUUAGUUCAGAGAGGUAACCAAUCAGAUUAUAGUGGAGGCAGAACCAAGCAACUAGAUAAGGCGGGACCGAGACAUCUGAUUAGUUAGUCCCGCCUCCUCUACAAUCUGAUUGGCUAUCUCUCUGAACCAAUCAGUUUUCGUUCUGCCCUCAGAAUUUUCAUGCAAGUAAAACUCCCAUGAGCAUUCAGAUACUGAAGCAGAAUCUGGUAUAGCUGUAAUGGCUCCUUUGAUCUGGACUUGACGGACUAUUAAAUACAGAGAGAGGAGUUCAUAGUAAAUGGCAGUGCUAUAGAGAAACAGCUUAGAUGGUGAUGGGAAACCCCACACACCGCAUUUUGCGGUGACCUUGGAUGCGCAUUUUAAAACCUGAAGUUGCCUUAACUUCUCUGCACUGUCAGUAAUUCAGGCCCAGUGGUCACAGCCAUAGUGUAAGAUGUGGGAUCUCAGUCUACUGAAACUCACCAUGAGACGACUGCACAAAGCUCAUCUGGGAAACCACGUUGUCACUGUCAUGGGGCCCACAUGGCGGAUAUAGGGGGAAUCCGAUCGCUCCUCGCCAAUUUGGGGACAUUCUCCUGGAUUUUGGAGCUUUGCAUUUUCAGAAUGUGGUGGUGCCCUGGAUCUUCUGUGUAGCUGAGCACCUGGGCAUUUAUUUACCUACAUUUCGUUCAGCAUCACUCCGUUAAGUGAUCUGACUCAGCCCGGCCGGCUGCCCUAUCCAGCUGCCCUGAUUGGGAGCAGUUGGGGAGAGCUUUAACGUUUUUCUCCGCGGAAGGAUGAAAAUAACCCACGUUUAAUGGCCGACAAACAGCAUCGCAUCCAUUCUUAACAUGAUUAAGUUCUAAUUGUCCUCUAAUGGAUUUGCUUGCACAGUAAACAGGCACUUUUAUUUAGCUAUUUAGUUUACAAGGCCUAUAGUUCAAAAGUGGUACCACUACAUUGUUGCGAAAAAUCAGAGAUGAUUAAACAGUGGAAUAUAGAUGAUCUAUGCAAAAGGGAAAUAUGCUUUACGUAAUCAGUAUCAUUUAAAUAAAUGAAAAGAUAUUAGAUGGUCUAAUAGAAUAGAUGGUCUGUCGUCCAAUGGACUAAUAAAUCAGAUGCAUUGUUAGUCACAGAGCAGGGGAUUGUGGGAUUCUUCCUUAAAACUGUGUGAAUGAUGAGGUGACCCAGCCCAGAGUGAUUUAGGCCCGAGACAUAAAGAAUGUAGCGAGUAUUGAUGAUUGUAAAUCUUUGUUCUACCUUCAAAUUGUCUUUACUCCCUGACAUUUUGUUUACCGAAAAAGUAAAAUGAAACUGCUUGCUUCUCUUCAUGAAGUUUAUUCCUCGUCUGAAGCUUGAUGAAUGUAAUCAAAUCUUGUCUUUUUUUUUUAGAAGCCUUUAGUCAAUGAGGAAUGAAUUGUUCCUCCUGAGAUCCUAUAAAGCAAAUCCCACAGGGGGUGGCAUGAAAGAACAGCAGGGAUGAUGGAGCACCAGCAUCUCCACGGGCUGCGAGACAUAAGGAGAAAUUGUGGUUUUUAUACAUUCAGAAAAUAGACAUAAUAGCACAUGUCAAGCCUGUCAGACAUUAUUAACUAUUAUAAUUAACAAUGCAUAUAAUUAACAAUGCACUAGUCCACACAAAACACUACAAGAGAUAAACCUUCCUGCAUUUCCUCAAACAUAUGAAAGCAAUGCUCAAGCAAUUUCCUGUGUUGUCUUUCCACAACUGAGUGGAGAGUUUGGGUUUCUUGUCCAGGGACGGUAUGACGAUCAUGGCAACAGGCUUUUUUAUUUCAGACCAUUUCUCAGUUCUCAUGCCAAGCAUCACACCAUCACUUCUGUCACUGGUAGCAGACAUGUUCACUCGUAAGCUCUAAAAGCACAAACCCUGCUUGGUGACACCAGAGAUGCAUGUUUACAGAAAUGAGUGGGUGUGAGAUGUAAAUGAUCGGAAGAAAUUCCUAACAUAACCAGUGAGGUUUAAAAGUGGCCAUAACUGAACUUUUUUUUUUCACUUGGACUUUUGUAUUGUUAUAAUAAACAUAAAUUAGCCCCGUACUGUGAAAUAAAGUUAGGAAUUUAACUUCCAUAACAUCCUUUAUCCCGUUUUUAAGUUUUCAAAACUGAGAGCACAGUGGACUAUGACAAAAGCACAUGGCCAGAGAAACGACUAAAUUUAUACCACACCUGAAAAAAAAUGUAAUGAAAAUGACUCUUUUGGAAUUAAAUCUCAAAAUAUAACUGGCGUUUCUCUGUCCCGGCUGUACUCAAGGAGUCAGUGAGUUUCGCAGUGCCUGUACUGCAUUCACCCAGACUGCAGUCUGAUAAAGAACAGUAAUGAUAACACUAAGUCACUGGAAUAAUAAAUGAACUGUACAUACAUACUAUAAUUGUUGUUAAUAUUUCUAUUGUGUAGCUAAUAUUUUUGUGGACUUAAUUUACAAAUAAAAACCGCUGUCUAAGUUAA
Brienomyrus brachyistius is the source of this 6631-nucleotide messenger RNA. RefSeq names its product bifunctional heparan sulfate N-deacetylase/N-sulfotransferase 1-like. Gene Ontology annotation, molecular function: deacetylase activity; heparan sulfate N-sulfotransferase activity. The record is from RefSeq and is a predicted model, not a curated record. Bases 759 to 3458 code for a protein of 899 amino acids. The transcript is spliced from 15 exons. Lineage: Eukaryota; Metazoa; Chordata; Actinopteri; Osteoglossiformes; Mormyridae. Gene Ontology annotation, cellular component: Golgi apparatus.